Molecule: messenger RNA, 2709 nt
Organism: Fraxinus pennsylvanica
Lineage: Eukaryota; Viridiplantae; Streptophyta; Magnoliopsida; Lamiales; Oleaceae
Source: the annotation of a GenBank genome assembly
AUGUGUUCUGUUCAAAAAAAGUUGAAACCUGGAGGCUUGGUUGGUGGGGCGCAUAAUCUGCUAGAAGAGAUGAAACUGUUGAAGGAAAUGCAGGAUCAUUCUGGGACAAGGAAGACAAUAAAUUCUGAGCUAUGGCAUGCUUGUGCUGGUCCAUUGGUUACCUUGCCUCAGGUUGGAAGCCUGGUGCACUAUUUUCCUCAAGGACAUAGUGAGCAGGUGGCAGUUUCCACCAAUAGAACAGCAACUUCACAAAUACCCAACUAUCCUAAUCUCCCUGCUCAAUUGUUGUGCCAAGUUCACAACGUUACACUCCAUGCAGAUAAAGAUACAGACGAGAUAUAUGCCCAAAUGAGCCUUCAACCUGUGAACUCUGAAAAAGAUGUUUUUCCCAUACCGGAUUUUGGGCUAAAGCCUAGCAAACAUCCAACCGAGUUCUUCUGCAAAACUUUGACGGCAAGUGAUACAAGCACACAUGGUGGCUUCUCAGUUCCUCGGAGGGCUGCAGAAAAGCUCUUUCCCCAAUUGGACUACUCGAUGCAACCUCCAACUCAGGAGCUUGUUGUACGAGAUUUGCAUGAUAAUACGUGGACUUUUCGUCAUAUAUACCGAGGUCAGCCAAAGAGACAUCUACUCACAACUGGUUGGAGUAUGUUUGUCGGUGCAAAGCGGCUUAGAGCAGGUGAUGCUGUUCUAUUUAUCAGGAAUGAAAAAUCUCAAUUGUUGCUGGGAGUUAGGCGUGUUAACCGUCAGCAAACAGCUUUGCCAUCUUCAGUGCUGUCCACUGAUAGCAUGCACAUUGGAAUCCUUGCUGCAGCAGCUCAUGCUGCUGCUAAUAGAAGUCCGUUUACUGUUUUUUACAAUCCAAGGGCAUGCCCUUCGGAAUUUAUCAUUCCUUUGGCUAAAUAUCGAAAAGCUGUAUAUGGUACACAACUCUCCGUUGGUAUGAGGUUCGGAAUGAUGUUUGAAACUGAAGAAUCAAGUAAACGCAGAUAUAUGGGCACUGUUGUUGGAAUAAGUGACUUAGAUCCUCUCAGAUGGCCUAAUUCAAAGUGGCGUAGUCUUCAGGUUGAGUGGGAUGAGCCUGGAUGUGGUGAUAAACAGAAUCGAGUUAGUCCAUGGGAAAUCGAGACUCCUGAAAGUCUCUUUGUAUUUCCAUCCUUAACUGCAAGUUUCAAACGCCCUUUCCACUCUGCGUUCAUAGGAGCACAAACAGAAUGGGAUAGUCUGAUUAAUGGACCUCUCAUUCAAGUUCCUGAAAAUAGAAACGCGGACUUUCAGUAUUCCUCAGUAUCAACCCUGUGGUCAGAGCAAUUAAUGAAGAUGCUUAUGAAGCCUCAUGGAGUAAGCCAUCCUGGCAAUGUUGCACCUUCUAUGCUAGAAACUAUCAUUAAUGAUGCUGCCUUGCAAGAAUCUAAGGCUCUAAUGCAAUCAGAAAUCAGGCAGAAACCUGAGCUGAUCCAUCCAGAAAUGGCAUCACUGCAAAGAGAAACUUAUCCUCAAAGCUUAGUUGGCCAACCAAAUAUCACCAACUCGAACAGUUAUGGAACUAAUUCAGAAUUGGAAAAAUUAGAACCUGUACUUGCUAAUAAUCAGCUAAGCCAGUUUGAAUCACAGGGGCCAGGGCCGACCAAUGAAGACAAGCUAUCGGUGAAGCCUACUAAUCCUAAUAAUCUUGUAGCUGAUCUUGCAAUUUUGAACCAGAACAGUGGCUCAUUACCUUUGCAAACGAAUCCUUGGAUCAUGCAAUCACGUCUGGAGUCUCAAGUAUUGCAGAGUCCACAAAGUGAUUUAUCCCAAUUAGAGUCUGCUAAUAUCAAUAGCUUGCUUCAAAACCCUGGUCGGGUAGAAUGCAAUUCAUACAUGCCCGUGUGUCAUCCUCCGACUGCAUCUUUUAGCACUCCGGGAUAUUCAUCCAUUUUGAAGAGAUCUGACCAGACUACUACGUCAGCAGAAACUGUUUGUCCUGUACUGCCUUCAACAGGACAAGGAUUGUGGGAUCCUCAGUUAAACAAUCCCAAGUGUGCCUCCCAGGAAAACCUUCUUGAUCCAUCACCACAUCAUGACUUAUCUAAUCUUCAGUAUGCAUCUAGUUCAUAUGGCUUGAAAGACUUGUCAGAAGAGAGCCAUGCCCAGAGUGAUAUAUACAAUUGUCCUAAUCUUGACGAUUAUCUCAUGGGAAACUUCAGUUCGAGCCAAGAUGUUCAAUCUCAGAUUACAUCAGCUAGUCUAGUAGAUUCUCAGACUUUCUCUCUGCAAGAAUAUGCUGACAAUUCAGGCGGGGCAUCCUCAAACAAUGCGGACUUUGAUGACAAUACUCUUUUGCAGAAUAGCUCAUGGCAGCAAGUAACUCCAAGGUUCCGUACCUAUACAAAGAUUCAGAAGGCUGGAUCGGUUGGAAGGUCGAUUGAUGUCUCAAGUUUCAAGAAUUAUGAUGAACUGCGCUCUGAAAUUGAACGCAUGUUUGGACUUGAAAGGUUGCUCAACGACUCUGGUUCUGGUUGGAAGCUAGUUUAUGUGGAUUUCGAAAAUGACGUUCUUCUUGUUGGGGAUGAUCCUUGGGAGGAGUUUGUUGGUUGUGUGAGAUGCAUCAGAAUAUUAUCGCCCUCGGAAGUUCAACAGAUGGGUGAAGAGGGAAUGCAGCUUUUAAACUCUGCUGUGGUGCAAGGGGUAGAUGGAGGAGGAGGAUUCCAUCGUCAUGGUCCGAACUGA